UGUGUUUUUCCUGUUUGUCGUCCUGCCCACUGCCCCCACCAGUGAUUCAGCCAAGUCGAGCGGAGGCGCCGGGCAGCUUAGGGAUCGCCGGGAACCGCCGACAGCGGUCGGGGGGUGCGUGGCCGGCGGGGACCGGCGGAUGAGUGCCUGCCGGACUCUCAAGGGAAACGGCUUGAGUGGUUGGUGGCUGGUCUAUUCAUCGAUAACCAUGUGGACUGAGACGGGACUGAGACAAAGACAACUUCAUCUUGCUUACUGCAACCUCUUUCUUCAAGAGAGCACAACCACCAAGGAGAGCAAGACCAGGAUCAGCAAAGAAACAUCCAAGAACUCCAAUGGCUGAUGAGUCAUGGAGGCUGCCGAGUUCAGUGCAGCAACUGGCUGCCAGCACACAGGAGCCACCAAGGCAGUACUUGCUCAGAGAGCAAGAACCGCUUGGUGGGAACCUGGCUGGUACCGAGAUGCCGGAGCCCAUUCCAACAAUCGAUCUCGGCCUGCUGUCUGCAUCCAACGAUGCGGAGGAGGCCGCCAAGCUGCGGUCGGCGCUGCAGACCUGGGGAUUCUUCAAGGUUUCUAACCAUGGAAUGGAGACCUCUCUGAUGGAUUCUGUGAUGACCACGUCAAGGGAUUUUUUCCGCCUACCGCUCGAAGAGAAGAGAAAGUACAGUAACAUAAUAGAUGGGAAACAUUUCCAGAUGGAAGGUUAUGGAACUGACCAGGUGAAAACGCAAGACCAAAGACUGGACUGGUCCGAUCGACUGCAUCUUAAAGUGGAGCCAGAGGACGAGAGAAACCUUGCCCUUUGGCCCAUACAUCCAAAAUCUUUCAGGGAUGACCUGCAUGAGUACACAUUGAGGAGCAAGAGAAUCAAAGACGACGUCCUUCGGGCAAUGGCCAAGCUAUUGGAGCUCGAUGAAGAUUGCCUAGUUAACCAGUUUAGCGACAGGGCUCUCACUUUUGCUAGAUUCAAUUACUAUCCUCCAUGUCCAAGACCUGAUCUUGUCUUGGGCAUCAAGCCUCACUCUGAUGUCUAUGCUCUUACGGUUCUUCUAAUGGACAAAGAUGUCGCUGGGCUGCAGUUUCUCAGAGAUGGAACGUGGUACAACGUUCCAGCUGUGUCUAACUACACCUUGCUGAUCAACGUUGGUGUUACAAUGGAGAUAAUGACCAACGGGAUCUUAAAAGGGCCAGUACAUAGGGUUGUGACUAAUUCUGAGAAAGAGAGGAUCUCAGUGGCCGUGUUCUAUGGUCUGGAUCCUGAAAGAGAGAUUGGACCGAUAGCUCAGAUGUUGACUGAGGACCGACCGGCGCGAUACAGGAAAAUGAAGGUCAAGGAUUUCCUAGCCGCGCACUUUGAGCAUUUCUCUCGAGGAGAAAGAGUCGUCGAUUCGUUAAGGAUACGAUCAAGGUUUCUUCAUGCAUGUGCCGGAAAAACUUAAAUUCUACAAAGAACAAAUUUUAAUCACGAUUUUCAAGAGAAGGUAUUUUUGAAUGAAAUUGCUGCUCCUGUACACAUGGUAUACACUAUAGGUGUAGCAACAAGAAAUUUCAUGCAUGCAUGUUCCCGUGACCCUGAGGCGAUGAUCAUCACCUAUGAGAACGAGCACAGACAUGGGUAGUCCAAGACACAAAUGCAGAAGCGAGGCAUUCCAAUAUUAGAAGAAAAUAGAUCAUCGACUCGAUGUCACUAAGCACAUCAUUUGGUCAUUCAUUGUUCAGAAAAUGGAAUGCAAGUGAAAAUUAUAGAAGAAAGAUGCGCAUAUAGUGGCAUGCCGGCGGCAAUGCUAUUUAUGAUUUUCAAGUGUUGGUGCCAUGUUGGCAACAACAUCCUGGCAAUUCGGUGUGGUCCGCAAAUUUCACCUUUUGUAUGCUUGACGAGAAUUCGGUGUCAUUAUCUUAGGUGGCCGUGGUUACCACCUUCAGUCAAUUUUCACCAGAAUUUCUGAAACUAGUCAUUUGAUUAGGUACUGAAACAUGUGUCUGUCUUUUGGUCCAAACAUUUCAGUCAUUUUAGUUAAGGAUAUGAUCAAGGUGAGUUUGGUAUGGUGCUACAAUAGCCAUGGAAUAAAGAAUUCGUGACUUGCUGAUUCUAGGAUAUAAACAAGGUGACUUUACUUCUAUGAGGCGAUGAAUCUGGUGAAAAUAAAGAAUUCGAUCCUAUUUAUGUUGCAUUUUGGGUUGCUUUGUUCCAUGGUAAAUUCGGCUGUAUGGACACCUUUGUAUUGUCUUAGCUCAAGUGUCUCCUCCCUUUGUUAGGUUUGUUCAUGCAUGUGCCAGAAAAACUUAAAUUAUAUUCCAGGAAAAAAGUAUCACUUGUGAAUUUUAAUCAGGAUUUUCAAGAGAAGGUAUUUUUGAAUGAAAUUGCUGCUCCUGUACAGUGCUAUACACUAUAGGUGUAGCAACAAGAAAUUUCCUGCUUGCGUGUUCCAGUGACCCUGAGGUGAUGAUCAUCACAUCACCUACGAGAAUGAGCACAGACCUGGGUAGUCCAAGACACAAAUGGAGAAGCCAGAGGUUGCCAAUAUUAGAAGAAAAUAGAUCAUUGACUCAAUGUCACUAAGCACGUCAUUUGGUCAUUCAUUGUUCAGAAAAUGGAAUGCAAGUGAGAAUUGUAGCAGAAAGAUGCACAUAUAGUGGCAUGCCGGUAGCAAUGCUAUUUAUGAUUUUCAAGUGGUAGUGCCAUGUUGGCAAAAGCAUCUUGGCAAUUCUUCAGUGUGGUCCAAAAAUGUCACCUUUCGUAUGCCUGACGGGAAUUCGGUGUCAUUAUCUAGGUGGCCGUGGUUACCACCUUCAGUCAAUUUUCACCAGAUUUUCAGAAAUUAGUCAUUUGAUUAGGUACCGAAACAAGUGUCUGUCUUUCGGUCCAAACAUUUCAGUCAUUUUAGUUGGCACACAUGAAUCCAAAUAAAAUUCAGAACAA
This is a messenger RNA of Triticum urartu, 2920 nucleotides long. RefSeq names its product protein SRG1. Lineage: Eukaryota; Viridiplantae; Streptophyta; Magnoliopsida; Poales; Poaceae. The record is from RefSeq and is a predicted model, not a curated record.